Messenger RNA from Zingiber officinale, 2925 nucleotides. Its product is annotated as BEL1-like homeodomain protein 7. Gene Ontology annotation, biological process: regulation of transcription by RNA polymerase II. Gene Ontology annotation, molecular function: RNA polymerase II cis-regulatory region sequence-specific DNA binding; DNA-binding transcription factor activity, RNA polymerase II-specific. The transcript has 7 exons. The coding region runs from base 609 to 2510 and encodes 633 amino acids. Lineage: Eukaryota; Viridiplantae; Streptophyta; Magnoliopsida; Zingiberales; Zingiberaceae. The record is from RefSeq and is a predicted model, not a curated record.
AAGGAGAAUAAAAAACUCGGUGGUAAUAUUAUAUUGGCAAUUGGGGAUGCUGAUGAGAGAGAAAGAGGGAGACUGGCGAGGGAUGGAUAAUAUUAUAAGGGCAGAGAAAGAACGGGGAAAAGCUUCGUGUCCUUUGGAUUGAGGCCUUGGGAUCGGUCUGUCUCUGGAUUGUGGGGGAUUCCGAUUUUUCUCAGCCGAUCAGCCGCGAAUUCGUGCUCUCCCCGAGGUGCGCGCGGGCAUCUACCGCCGCCGCCGCCGAGCUUUGCCCUAUCCCUAUUUCUUUUUCCCUAUCGCACUAUCGUUCUCAGACCAUCUCAGCUUUCUUCUUCUGUCUCCCUCUUUGUCCGUGUCCAUCGUUCGAUCUAGUUCGUCUCCCUGGCUGAUUUCAGCAUGAGAACUUUGGAAAUCGGAUCGAUUGGUUUGGGCGAGAGUUUAGUGCAAGUGGAAUCGGUCGUACUAUAAUAGUAUUAAGCUUUCCAUGUUAAAGUUUGUUGAGGUUCAGAUGAGGACACCAGUAUCCAAUUUGCAGUCAAGAUAUUGCAACAAUUCUUAAUAUUGUAAUUUGUGAGGAUUGAACCAUUGGUAGUUGUUUUCAAGGGAGAAAGAUAAUGCCUACUUUCUAUUCAGACUCUGAUGAUCAAAAUGGAACUGCUUCAAAUCAUUGCCCAAAUGCACCAGGGAAUGCUCCGUAUACUGACUCAUCACUUCCUGGCACCAUGGCAUACCUUAGCUUCCCGUAUUCUUCGGUUACAAAUGCAUUAACCGGCAUUACCCAAACCCCACAAAAUCAUCUCGAGUUUCCUGUUGCCUCCGCCAUCUUUUCUCAAAGUGUUACUGGGGGAAAUUCUGAUAUUCUCACAUCCCGUCUUGGCGAUCAUGGUUAUAAUUAUUGGAAAGAUGAAAGAAAUGAGAUGUUAUUUAUGCAGCCAAUUGAUGGUUCGAUCAAUGGUUCCAACAAUCUACUUAGUGCUGAUGAUCCUCAGAUGAGUCUGCGGGCACAAUUGGGCAUCAUAAAUGGACAGAGCUUAUCUUUGCAGCAGUCAAGUGUACCCAUGAUGCAAAAUCAAGGAUUGUCUCUCAGCCUUAGCACCCAAAUGCCAGUUCCUUCAAUUCAGUACCAAACUGCUUGUUCAGAUCUCUCUUUUAUUGGCACUCAUCAGUCAGCUUCGGGAGAUGUCGGUCCUUUAAGGGAGGAAACCUUUGAAGACAAAAAUAUGCAUAGUAAUGUCUUGUCAUUUGGGCAUUCAAAUAUCACAACCUUGAUCCCAAAUUCAAAGUAUCUCAAGGCAGCACAUGAAUUACUGAAUGAAGUUGUUAAUGUGGAGAAGGCUUUGAAGAAAAAAACAGAUAAAUUCCAAGGUAUCCAUAUUUCAAUUGCCACCACAGAUAAGGAUGGUAGCGGGAUAUCGAAGACUGAAGCAAAGACUUCAAACCAAAAAGAGACUGCUGGUUGUUCUGGUGAGCUGUCGCCUUCUGAAAAGCAGGACCUUCAGUGCAAAGUCACAAAGCUAUUGGAGAUGUUGGAUGAGGUUGAUAGACGUUAUAAACAUUAUUACCAUCAGAUGCAGAUAAUAGUAUCAUAUUUUGACACAAUAGCAGGUUGUGGGACGGCCAAACCAUACACUUCACUUGCCCUUCAAACAAUAUCUUGUCAUUUUCGCUGCUUGAGAGAUGCCAUCAGUGGCCAAAUUCAAGUUGCAAGAAAAAGCCUUGGCGAACCAGAUAACUCAAGUAGCAUGAGUGGUGGUUUAUCUCGCCUUCGACACAUAGAUCAGCAGUUAAGGCAACAGAGAGCCAUGCAGCAAUUUGGAGUGAUGCAACCCAAUGCCUGGAGGCCACAGAGGGGUUUGCCUGAGUCAUCUGUCUCAAUUCUUCGUGCUUGGUUGUUUGAGCACUUCCUUCAUCCUUACCCAAAGGAUUCUGAGAAGCUAAUGCUUGCGCGACAGACAGGUUUGUCCAGAAGUCAGGUUGCAAACUGGUUCAUAAAUGCUCGUGUUCGCCUUUGGAAGCCUAUGAUUGAAGACAUGCACAAAGAAGAGUUUGGUGACAUUGAGAUCGACUCAAACUCUUCUUCAGAAAAUCCAACAAAAGCAAAGGAGGACAUUCAAUCCUCUGGGGACCAUGAAGAGCCAAAAAAUGCAAAUGCUAAUAGAUGCCAAACAAGCCAGAUAGGUGAUUCAAAGCCCUGUCUCAUUCCAGUGACCGAGACAGCUACUGCUUUUCAGAAUGAAUCAACUACACAAGUCUCUAACAUGAAUAUAAAGAACAGUGAACAAAGGUCCAUUGGAGGAGAUUCCAGCUUUUUACAAGAUGCUACUGCCAACGCAGAUCAAAGCGGGAGGUUUUUCACGUAUCAGAUGGGCGAGUUAGGUCAGUAUGGAAACAGUGGGGUGUCACUUACACUCGGGCUGCAGCAGUGCGAUGUAGGCCUUCCUAUAUCAGACAAUCAUCAGAGCUUUCUUGCAUUGAGAGGGAACGAUGUUUAUGGCACUGCCCUCCACCUCGGUUAGAUACAGAUGCCUUUGAUUAUUCAAAUGUCGGGGACCGACCACAGAUUUGGAUCAACAAAUCUACUACAUGAUUUCAUCUCGUAGAUAGAUUUACAUUGGCUAUGAUUGCUAUUUGAAACACUGAACCAGAAUAAUUAGAUGCUUUCAGGCAUUGUUUUCGAGCUUUUAUAGGGGACAGUGAGCGCAGUCAUGGUAUAUAAUGUAACAUAAAGAGGUGGCUAUUUGGUGGAAUUAUAGGGUAGUUUGUUAUAAAGAUAUCAGCAUAUUUUUGUGUAAUCUAAAGGGCAAAACAUGUAAAGUGUUGUAUAUUAGUUGAAUCAUGGAUGUCACCCAAGGCCAUUGACACUGUUCUUGUGUAAUGGAAUUAUUGUCCUUUAAAUUAAUAAAAUCACUGGGAUUGUAUAAUCCAACACCA